AUGCUACCUAUUACUUACAUUUUACUGUAUUAUACGUUUUCCAUCGUCGACAGCAAACGUAAAAAAGCAGUUUUAAUUUUAAAUGAUUAUCGUUAUACACAAGAUCGGAUAAGAAAUAAUAACACAUAUUGGAAAUGUGAAGAUCGUUCAUGUACUGGUCGUGCAUCACAAAAAUGUCCGGAUGAUCCAAAAAAAACACAACAACAUAGUCACAGUCCUAACCAAGAUCAAUGCAACGUUGAAGAAUUUACAACAAAUGUAAAGAAACGCAUUAGAGAAGAAUCAGAACCAGUAAGAAAAAUAUUUAGACAAGAAUUAGUUAAACUUCGAACAAAAAAUCCUGAUCAAGUUCAGUCAGUACCUAUGUUUGAACAAAUUAAAACGUCGUUAUAUUCAGCACGAAAUGAAAGUUUCCCUCCACCACCUGAAACUUUGGCUGACGUGAAAGUAGAUGGUAAGUGGAGUCAAACAUUAAAUAAUGAACCGUUUUUGUUACCAGAUACUCAAAAUUUAAUAUUUGGAACAAUAGAAUCUCUAGAUGAAUUAAGUAAAAAUAUCCAAAAUGUAUGCUAUCGAAAUAGUAUUACUUUAAAUCCAAAAUUUGCCACAUUAGAUUUUGAACAAGGUGCUAUAUCUGCAUGUGCAUGUGAAUUAUUAUUUCCAGAUGUCAAGAUCAAAGGUUGUAAUUUCCAUUUUAAUAAAUGUUUGUACAUAAAAUUACAAAAUUUAGGUUUUCAGUCUGCAUUUAUUAAUUCUGGUGGCAAUCCAAAUGAAAUUAAUGUUAGAAAUCUUAACAAAAAAACUUCCGCAUUAGCAUUUAUGCCACUAACUACUGUGAAGGAUUUAUGGAGUCAAACAAUGGAUGAGUAUGAUACUAUUAAUGGAAUCACGCCUUUUUUUGAUUAUGUCACUGAAAGUUGA
Didymodactylos carnosus is the source of this 921-nucleotide messenger RNA. NCBI's taxonomy places the organism in Eukaryota, Metazoa, Rotifera, Eurotatoria, Philodinida, Philodinidae. The record is from the annotation of a GenBank genome assembly.